This is a messenger RNA of Paraphaeosphaeria sporulosa, 948 nucleotides long. RefSeq names its product farnesyltransferase-like protein. Gene Ontology annotation, molecular function: CAAX-protein geranylgeranyltransferase activity; protein farnesyltransferase activity. Bases 1 to 948 code for a protein of 315 amino acids. Gene Ontology annotation, biological process: protein farnesylation; protein geranylgeranylation. Gene Ontology annotation, cellular component: protein farnesyltransferase complex; CAAX-protein geranylgeranyltransferase complex; cytoplasm. The record is from RefSeq and is a predicted model, not a curated record. Lineage: Eukaryota; Fungi; Ascomycota; Dothideomycetes; Pleosporales; Didymosphaeriaceae. The transcript has 2 exons.
AUGCCCGCCAGCGACGAUGCAACCUACUACCACGACGACCCCGCCUGGGGCGACGUCCAGCCGCUGGCGCAGGACGACGGCGCGCUGCAUCCGCUCGCGUCCAUUGCCUACACGGACGAGUACAGCGAGGCCAUGGGCUACCUGCGCGCCGUCAUGGCCGCCAACGAGUACAGCGAGCGCGUGCUGGCUCUCACCGAGCACAUCAUCUCGAUGAACCCCGCCCACUACACCGUCUGGCUCUACCGCGCCAAAGCGCUGCGCGAGACGGGCGCCGACCUCGCCCGCGAGAUAGCCUGGCUCAAUCCGACGGCGCUGCAGCACCUCAAGAACUACCAGAUCUGGCACCACCGCCAGACCAUCGUCGACGCCCUGGGCUCGCCCGCCGGCGAGGCCGACUUCAUCGCCACGAUGCUGGAGCAGGACUCGAAGAACUACCACGUCUGGAGCUACCGCCAGUGGCUGGUCCAGCGCUUCGACCUGUUCGCCAGCGACGACGAGCUACGCUGGACCGAGGCCAUGAUCGACGACGACGUGCGCAACAACUCGGCUUGGAACCACCGCUGGUUCCUCGUUGUCGGCGGCCACGGUGGGCGCAUGGAGAGCCCGCGCCUCGCGGAGCGAGAGCUCGAGUACGCCAAGUAUGCCAUCCGCAAGGCGCCCCAGAACCAGAGUCCCUGGAACUACAUCAAGGGCGUGGUCCGCGCCGCCGGUAUGCCCUUAUCGACCCUCACUAGCUUUGCCCUCGAAUUUGCCGACAUGCACCGGCCCGACGACAUCUACUCCAGCCACGCGCUCGAUCUCCUGGCAGACAUCUACGCAGACGAGGAGGGCAGCAAGGAAGAGGCCAAGAAGGCGUUGGACCUGCUCGCCUCCCGAUUCGAUCCCAUAAGGGCACACUACUGGAACUAUCGUAAAGCUCUGCUUGAGGUGCCCGAGACAGCGGCAUAG